Ilex paraguariensis (yerba mate) is the source of this 639-nucleotide messenger RNA. The record is from the annotation of a GenBank genome assembly. Lineage: Eukaryota; Viridiplantae; Streptophyta; Magnoliopsida; Aquifoliales; Aquifoliaceae.
AUGUUACAUGGGCCAAGACAAUCGAGAUUGAGCCACCCACAUCAUGUGAUUGGUGUAGAGUGGUGUGAUCUCCUAUCACCACACGCCAAUACAUCAUUAGGACGAUCCAUUCGUGUUAGUAUCAAUAUUGACCAAGACCUUAAACCAUGCAUGGAAGAUGAAAGAACAAUCAAAUUGCCAAAAUCGCAUGCCAUGAAUGGAGGAGAUGAAAAUUAUAGUUAUGGUCAAAACUCAUCUUAUCAGGGGGGCAGUGGAUGCUGCAAAGGAAUCAUCAACGAAGGAGUUGCAUCCAAACUUGACCUGAAACUACUUUCUUCAUCUUCCACCAUAAACCCAUUUCGCAUAGCAGAUUUUGGUUGUUCCACAGGACCCAAUACGCUUCUAGCAAUGCAGAUCAUAGUUGAAGCAGAGGAGCAAAAAUUCAAAUCAGAAAAACCAACAACCAACUCAGAGAUGAAAAAGGGUGUUGAAAUCAUUCAAAACCUGGUCACUGAAGAAAAACCUGAGUUGGUUGUUGGUUUUUCUGAUUUGAAUUUUUGCUCCUCUGCUUCAACUAUGAUCUGCAUUGCUAGAAGCGUAUUGGGUCCUGUGGAAACAACCAAAAUCUGCUAUGCGAAAUGGGUUUAUGGUGGAAGAUGA